AUGUCUCAAGCAGGGCACCUCGCUUUGGUGACCGGAGGCACCGGGUUUGUGGCCGGAGAGCUGGUGAAACAGCUACUGGAAAAGGGUUACCAGGUGCGCACCACAGUCCGACCUGGCACGGAUGUCUCUCGCCUGCAACCCCUCAAGCUGCUGGCCCAGGCACUCCCAGGAAGCCUGGAGAUUGUUGAGGCAGACCUACUGGCAGAGCAGGCCUUCCACCAGGCCGUGGCUGGGGCGGAGGUGGUCUUCCACGUCGCCUCACCCUUUUUCAUCGAGGCCGACGACCCGCAGGCGGCCCUGGUGGAGCCGGCACUGCGCGGCACCGCCUCCCUCUUCGCGGCUGUCGCCGCCCAGGGCAAGGGUGCGGUGCGCCGGGUGGUCCUCACCAGCUCCUGCGCUGCGGUGAAGGGCAUGCACCCUGCCCCGCCCAAGGAUGGGCGUCGCUACACGGAGGCCGACUGGAACACGACCUCCACCGUGGAGGGCGGCCAGGCCUACUGGGUGGGGAAGACAAAAGCAGAGGAGCUGGCCUGGGAGCAGGCAAAGCAGCACGGCAUCGACCUUGUCACAAUCCUCCCCGAGUUCAUUCUGGGGCCUGUCCUGUCGCCCCACGCACGCGGCACCUCCGAGCACUUCCCGCACCUGCCAAUCAAGGACGGGGAGGACGGCGAGCCGCCUGAGUUUGGCGUGGACGCCAGCGCGGCAGCCGAGUUGCUCAGCGUGCACAGCGUGCCGGUGGAGGAGACCCUCGUGGACAUGGCCCGCACGCUCCUCGCCUUUGGGCUAUGA
Auxenochlorella protothecoides is the source of this 789-nucleotide messenger RNA. RefSeq names its product Bifunctional dihydroflavonol 4-reductase/flavanone 4-reductase. The record is from RefSeq and is a predicted model, not a curated record. NCBI's taxonomy places the organism in Eukaryota, Viridiplantae, Chlorophyta, Trebouxiophyceae, Chlorellales, Chlorellaceae. Bases 1 to 789 code for a protein of 262 amino acids. Gene Ontology annotation, molecular function: oxidoreductase activity, acting on the CH-OH group of donors, NAD or NADP as acceptor. The transcript is spliced from 4 exons.